GAGAGAGAUCGAUGAGUGAACGAAAUAAAUGAUAUAAAUGAUUUUAGAGUUUGAUUGAAACUCCUAAUAAAUAAAGGUUUUUUUUUUUUGCCGGGACUAAAAGCAAAAACCUCGUAUUUGUAUAAAACUAAAUAUAUUUUCCAUCUUGCACGCGUACACACACAUGCACAUUGAAAUCUAUCUAUAUCUAUAUAGCAUAAAAGCAAAACUAGGUUAUGGCUGUGUCCACCAUAUAUAAAUGAUUGAUUAUGCAUAUUUAAGCCAAAGUUAGCAAGUAGUAUCAUAGUGAGAAAAACAAUGGAUACUAUUUGGAUUCUGUUAAUGACACCAAUUUUCUUGUGCAGUUUGAUUCUUUGCAUAAACAAACUUAGUCAUAAGCUCAAAUCAAAACACAGAAAUCAGCUUCCACAAGGCACUCUUGGAUGGCCUUUUAUUGGUGAAACCAUAGAUUUUAUUUCUUGUGCUUACACCGAUCGUCCUGAGAGCUUCAUGAACAAGCGACGCGCCAUGUAUGGUAAGGUGUUCAAGUCACACAUAUUUGGAAGUGCUACUAUUGUUUCAACAGAUGCAGAUGUGAACAAAUUUAUACUACAAAGUGAUGCAAAAGUUUUUGUUCCUUCAUAUCCUAAGUCCUUGAUGGAGUUAAUGGGAGAGUCUUCUAUUUUGCUCAUCAAUGGAACCUUACAAAGGAGAAUACAUGGACUUAUUGGAGCUUUUUUCAAGUCUCAACAGUUAAAGGUUCAGAUUACCAAAGAUAUGCAGAAGUAUGUUCAAGAAUCAAUGGAAAAUUGGAAAGAGGAUCAACCUAUAUACAUACAAGAUGAAACAAAAAAGAUUGCAUUUCAUGUACUAGUGAAGGCAUUGAUUAGUUUGGAACCAGGUGAAGAAAUGGAACUUCUAAAAAAACAUUUUCAAGAAUUUAUAUCUGGCCUAAUGUCUUUGCCAAUUAACCUACCAGGAACAAAACUUUAUCAAUCUUUACAGGCAAAAAAGAAAAUGGUGAAAUUAGUGAGAAAAAAUAUCCAAGCUAGAAGAAAUAAAGACAUCUUUGAAGUUCCAAAAGAUGUAGUGGAUGUGCUUCUUAAUGAUACAAGUGAGAAAUUAACAGAUGAUUUAAUAGCAGAUAAUAUUAUUGAUAUGAUGAUUCCUGGAGAGGAUUCAGUUCCAGUUCUUAUGACUCUAGCUACAAAGUACUUAUCAGAAUGCCCUGCUGCUUUGCAACAAUUGACGGAGGAAAAUAUAAAGAUCAAGAAACUCAAAGAUGAGAUUGGGGAGCCUAUGUGUUGGAGUGAUUACUUAUCAUUGCCAUUUACUCAAAAAGUUAUAACAGAAACUUUGAGAAUGGGAAAUAUCAUAAAUGGUGUUAUGAGAAAGGCCUUAAAAGAUGUUGAAAUAAAAGGGUACUUGAUACCACAAGGAUGGUGUGUGUUUGCAAAUUUUAGAUCAGUUCAUCUAGAUGAGAAAAACUAUGAGUGCCCUUAUCAAUUCAAUCCAUGGAGGUGGCAAGAUAAGGACAUGAACUGUAACAAUUUCACUCCUUUUGGAGGGGGGCAAAGGCUAUGUCCUGGCCUUGACUUGGCCAGGUUGGAAGCUUCUAUCUUUCUACACCACCUUGUUACUCAGUUCAGAUGGUAUGCAAAAGAAGAUACAAUAGUGAACUUCCCUACAGUAAGAAUGAAAAGAAGGAUGCCUAUCUUACUAAAGAGGGUGUAAACUUAAGCUGUUUUAGCCAGAAAGUAUGAAGCCAAUUCUACAUACUGAUACAGUGCACAAAGUAUAUGAAAAAUACACAAGGCAAAAUAAAAGAGGAUAAAUGGGGGGCCAAGAAAAUUUGGCUAAUGUAGACACACGUGUGAGGAGCUUCAUUAGCUUUUUUUGUUCAUUGUUUUGUCUUUGCACAUAAAGACAAUAUAAAGUUUUGUCUUUUGAUUUGAGGGACCCCAUGAAUUAGGUAUUUACUUUUUUUCACCUAUUUUUCUUUUCUCUAGUAUGCAAGGAAAGUAAAAGUAGAUUGUAAGAGACAACACUUUGUAUUAUCA
Trifolium pratense (red clover) is the source of this 2039-nucleotide messenger RNA. Its product is annotated as 3-epi-6-deoxocathasterone 23-monooxygenase CYP90D1. The transcript is spliced from 8 exons. Gene Ontology annotation, biological process: brassinosteroid homeostasis; multicellular organism development; brassinosteroid biosynthetic process. The record is from RefSeq and is a predicted model, not a curated record. Gene Ontology annotation, molecular function: oxidoreductase activity, acting on paired donors, with incorporation or reduction of molecular oxygen, NAD(P)H as one donor, and incorporation of one atom of oxygen; heme binding; iron ion binding. Lineage: Eukaryota; Viridiplantae; Streptophyta; Magnoliopsida; Fabales; Fabaceae. Bases 298 to 1713 code for a protein of 471 amino acids.